ACCUAGAUUUGUUCGUGAAUUUGUUACAUUACUAUGAAAACAGUCAGGAUAGUAAUGACGUGCAACUUCGUGUAAGACAAAGGGGAGCCUUCGAAGUAUGAAGUCGAAAUUAGAGCCAGAAGAGAGACCCAUAUGUAACGCAGUGAACGUGUUCCGCGAAAGAGGGAACUAUUUACAACGGCUGGAACUAUUCGAAAAGUCCACACAGGCGUACAAUGAGGCUCUGCGAUGGAAUGGCUCUGAUGUUCGUUCCUUGCUGGGCCGAAGCUUGGUGCGAGCGAAAGCAACGCAUUAUGCCGGUGCCUUGGCCGACGCAGCGCAAGCGGCUGCAUUGGAGCCUCAAAAUUCAAGAGCUUUGCAAAUUCGUGCGCAAACUGAGUACGAGAAAUGCGCCUUUGAACGCGCUCUGGUGCUUGCACACAGGGGGCAACGUAUGAGACGGUUCCCGCCAGACUUUGCUGAAUGUGCACGCUGUGCUGAAGAAACGGUACGGGAAUGUGCUGGGAAGACGGCAAGCGAUGUGUUGCACACCGCUGUAACACUGCUUAAGAACAUGGAGAUAAAGCGACAGUCCCUCGAUGAGGAUGCACCUAAUGCCUUACUUCGGCCCCGACGUAUGCAACCACAGAAGGAACAACAGGUCCAAGAAAUAUCCCGCGCGGAAAAACAGAGAGCCGAACAAAUCUCCCGUUUAAUGGCUUCGAAAUAUUUGGAGCGAAUGGCACAUGACAAAUAUUUCUUAACUGCCUUAUGUAAGGACGAACGAUUGGUCUCUGCCAAUAAACAAGGAUCUCUAAAGCUGCAAGAACUGGCCCACAAGGCGCUCGCCGACGUCGAGAAACGACAAGCUGUCUUACGUGAGCGAAGGCCUCUUUAUGCUGCUCGAGCACUAGGGGCGGCUGCCCGGGCCCGCUUGUCACGCGCGCGGAAGGAGCAAUUGACGCACACGCAAAAGCAACACGCCACCGACGCACGCCGCCUCAUACAGACAGCUCAAUCCAUUUACGAGGAACGAGAUACCGCCAAGUGUUUGGAGCAAGCCGAGUUCGGAAUGGAACAAAUAACAAGGAAACCAGCCAACUUAUUACCGGGAAAAGAUAAAUUCUUGCAAGAGCUUCACGAUAUUGUUGGAAACGCUUUCCUGGACCAGAAACGUGUUCGAGCAAAUAUGAGCGAGGCGGAUCGGGAACGAAGGGCGUUUAUUCUUCUGGGCAUGACGGUGUCUCGUGAGCCGAGUCGCGACUCCGUGCUCCGGGUGCGACCGCCAGCUCCGCCUCGGGACGCCAAAGUUCGCAUUCGUACUUUAGAACGAGCAUUGUCGAUGAGCACACGAGAGUCUGAACGAUGUUACUUGUUGCAUGAACUUGCUCGUCUCAAUGUCGAUACAAAGCAACCGUUAAAAGCAAGAGUUUACGCGACCAAAUGUCAAACCGAGGCUAAAGCAUCCAAUCAGCGUUCGUGGCUUUUAAACGCGCAGUUCCUAUUGGCUCGCUGCCAUCUCCUGCAGAAUAACCGGCCCGAAGCCCGAGCAGUACUUCUAGAAGCCGCGGGUCUCGCCCGCUCCUACGGCUACGGUGAAGUGGCCGACUUCUAUGACACUUGUGUCAACGUUUCUUUGGAAGGUGAAGUGAUCGCCUCGGAUGCUCCUUUAGAGAAACGCGAGAAAGAUUUGGUGAGCUUGAUGCAAGAUGAUGACUUACGAUCUGCCGCCAGACAUCUGUUCAAGAGGAUGUCUAAUAUACCAGUCAGCAGACGCUUCUCCAUAAUGCCCGGAGCUAGAGUUGAAGAGAGUGCGAACGCAUCACGUGCCAUUCAUAGGAGACUGUCCAUUAUGCCUAAAGGUCCACAACCAACUAAAAUGACCAGAAAACCUAAUCGUACUUUAGGAUUCCAGGACUUUGAUUUUUGAUACUAGCUUUUUAUUUUGAAAAUGGUAUUUUGCC
Spodoptera frugiperda (fall armyworm) is the source of this 1943-nucleotide messenger RNA. RefSeq lists its product as uncharacterized. The record is from RefSeq and is a predicted model, not a curated record. Gene Ontology annotation, molecular function: protein binding. Lineage: Eukaryota; Metazoa; Arthropoda; Insecta; Lepidoptera; Noctuidae. Bases 98 to 1909 code for a protein of 603 amino acids. The transcript is spliced from 12 exons.